Molecule: messenger RNA, 4398 nt
Organism: Labeo rohita (rohu)
Lineage: Eukaryota; Metazoa; Chordata; Actinopteri; Cypriniformes; Cyprinidae
Gene: tep1
Product: telomerase-associated protein 1
Biological process (GO): telomere maintenance via recombination
Cellular component (GO): telomerase holoenzyme complex
Molecular function (GO): telomerase activity; protein binding; telomerase RNA binding
Source: RefSeq, a predicted model, not a curated record
AUGAAGACUCCGGCUCCCCUUCAGACUGAUCUGAAGGCGAAUACGGAUGCCAGACUACAGCGAAACUAUAGCAGUCCAAGAUUGGAAAACCGCUUUCUGGCUCAAGCUCCCUCAGCAUUGUCUUACCAUCAGUACACACCUCCAUCCUGGGCCAAGCAGACGUCCACCUCUUCACCAUGUCCAGCACUCCAGCCAACCGGCCUGUCCUCCACCAUGGCCACCUCAUCUCUCACCUCAUCUCUUCUGUCAUCCACAAUGAUGAGCUCACUAUCCUCUUCCUCCUCUCUGCUGAGCACCAAGAAUACCCUCCUAACGAAGCCUUCACUUCAUCCUCCAGUCUCAUUCUCCUUAACCUCCUCCUAUUCCCGUAAUCCUUUACUCUCUUGCUCCAAAAUGUCAACUCCCAGUGCCAUCCAACCUGUCUGCUCCUAUCCAUCACCUUCAAUGGAGAAUAAAGUGGGCUCAAAUGAAAAGAGAGAAGUGGAAGACAUGCUUUUUUCACCUAAAGAGCUGCUGGGAUCUAGUGAGGAGCCUAGACAGGAUGCAAGAUGUGAAAGUUUGGAGGAGGAUGACCAGAUGCUGUCCUCUGACAUGCCUGUUUUGGGUAUGGAUUUAGAUGGAGAUGGAGAUGGGGAGCAGACCGUAGCUCCUCAGGAGGAAUUUGGUGUGCUUGAAGCAAGCGAGGAUGAGCAUCUUGACGAAUUGAGGGACCGAAAGAACAACCUGCUGAAUAUGGUGUGCUGCUCCCUGGUUAAUAAGAGCUGUACCCCGGGUCAGAAGGACUGGGAUAAGAAGACAAGUGUGUGGGCCAUUAUUAAAGUUCUGGCCACAGAGAUUACCACCGAAGACCCUGAGUUUCUCCUAAAGCUUCUGGCAACAACCUCAUUUGAUGGACAGGUGGAGGUAUGGGAUAUAGCGAGUGGUUGCAGAACUGCCCACAUGAAUGCCCACUCCAACAGCAUCACAGGAUGUGAUGUCAGUCCAGAAAAACUAUUUGCUACUGUUUCACUAGACUUAAACUUGAAGGUGUGGUCAGUGCAGAAGAGCACAGAGGUGGCCUCUUUCACGAAUCUCCCCCUUAACUGUGUGAACUUUGACCUUGAGGGUCAGCUUGUGGCAGUGGGAUGCUGGGAUGGAGCUGUUCGCUUGUGGAACUGGCUUGAACAAAAAAAUAUAUGGACUCUGUUGGGUCAUCAGAGUUCGGUGCGGAGUCUGUCUUUCUCUCCCUGCUCGUCCAUAUUGUGCUCAGGCUGCCUGUCAGGAGAAGUGCGGCUCUGGUCGGUUCCAACAGGUGCUUGUGUGGGCAGUUAUCAUGCUCACCGUGGCUCUGCGCAGUCACUAAACUUCCUGCAGGGAGGAAACCUUUUGCUGAGUGCUGGACAUGACAGUGUGGUUCAUGUAUGGUCUGGUGGUCUUGGGCAAACUGUUGCUGUCCUAGGAGAAGAAAAGAUACCAACAUUGCAAAAGCAAAAGCGCACCAGACGUGGAAAUGAAGAUAAAGCUAAUGCUCUGUGUGUGGCUGUAGCCAAUGGAUAUGCUGCUGUGGGCUACCAUGGAGAUGGUGUCAAAAUGUUCAAUUUGAAAUCAGGAGAGAAGGUUUGGGCCAGUGAGGACCUCCCGGUGUCCAUGCUCUGCCUCAUGUGGAUGGAGGACAAAGAGACAGAGCUGCUGCUGUCAGGGGGCAUGGAUCACCGUCUCAGGGUCUGGGAAAGGCAAGGAGAAAACCUUGUGUCGAUAGGAUCUUUUGGUGCGCAGAAGGGACCUAUUCUCGCCCUGGCUCAAAACUCCACCUGCAUGGCUUCUGCGUCUGAUGACUUCACUAUUGCUCUGUGGUUGAAGAAUACAUUGACUUCUAAGCCCUGGAUUGACCCUAAGGCGAUGUGUAUUUUGAGAGGUCACAAUGGAGGGGUCACAUGCCUUGCCUUCAGUCCUAAUGGGAAGGAGUUGCUGUCAGGAGGGAAAGAUCAGGCUUUAAUGAUAUGGAAGGUAAACGCUUCUCCUCCAGUUCUUUCCCAAUGCAUUUCCAAUUGCCAUGGAGACUGGAUUACAGGAUGUGCCUGGACAUCAUCUGCUGUGCUUAGCUGUUCGAGUGACUGUAAGCUGCGGUUGUGGGAUAUCCAGACAGGACGUUUGCUGAGAGAGAUCCUCUCUAGUUCAUCUUUGAGCACAUUGUGCCUUUGGGAGGAUUAUGUAAUGGCAGGCUCUACAGAUGGACUGCUGAUGGUUUGGAAGUGGGAAUCAGGGGUAGACAUCACCAGGAUCCAGGCCCACAAGUCACGUCUCAAUCACUGCACUGUUGUUUUUCAGUCAGAUCUGGAAAACAAUUUAAAAUUAGAAGACUUAAUGGUAGCUUCAGCAUCAGAAGAUGGAACUGUUAAACUCUGGCAUCCAUUGCAGGUACAGCAUUAUAACACUCUGCAUGGUCACAGUGCAGAAAUCCAAGCUUUAGUGUGCAAAGAGGCCGGACUGUCAGAGUUUCUCACUGUCUCGGUGGAUCGUUCCCUCAGGUCAUGGAGCGUCACCACAGCAAUGGAAACCCCUCGCUGCCAGAAGGGCAGUGUCAGAGCUGUGUGCUUCCUGGGUACUGGUGAACUCAUGGUGUGUGGUUAUGAUACAGGCAGACUGGAGAUAUGGCAUCAAAAUUCAAUGGUUUACUGGAAGAAGGUCAGUGAUGGCAGCGUAUGUGCAGUCACUGGGAUGCCGGACGAUGAGCUGGCGGUGGGUUGCAGUGACUGCCCUGUGUGUAUCUGGAAGCUGGAGCGGGACUCCAAGAAGAGCAUUGUGGGGCUUAGCAAGGUGUCUUCAUACAAUACCAUGGUUCCUGUGAGUUUUUUGUUCUACUGUGGCAGUCUGUUUGGAGUAUAUACAGAUGGAAGAGUCGUUGAUGUGUUCUCUACCUGCAACAGGACCAAAGAAGCUUAUGCCUGGCAAAAUGAUGUACGUCCUCUCGGCGUGAUGGCGAAUGAUAGCAAGAGCUUUUGGCUGUUGGGACAGAAACAGGGUGUUCUGUAUGUUGGCCUCCUUUUGUCUGUGAAUCCAAGUGGGUCAAGCUUCCAUUUAUCCUUUUGCGAUGAUGUGAUGGGUAAGAGGCCUCAUGAGUUAGAGGCAGAGGAGGAAAGGGAGGAGAGAAUGGAGGAGGAGCAGCAGCAGGAGGAGGAGAAACAGCAGCAGGAGGAGCAAGAGCAGCAACAGGAGGAGGAAGAGCAGGAGGAGGAGGAGCAGCAGCAACAGGAGGAGGAAGAGCAGGAGCAACAGGAGGAAAAGCUGAGUGAGGAACAGCGGAAAGAGAGGCAAAUUGCAAUCCAGAAGGCGGCGCAGAUCAGUACCUGGAUCACAUCUGCAGCAAUGCAGAACGACUUUUUUGUGUGUGGUGAUUGUAAAGGGAACAUGUGGUUCAACCAGCCUCCUAAUCUGUCCUCCUGGACUCAAAGAAGACCGGCACACACAGAUAAAGUGAGUGUACUGAGGCUUACCGAGAACCUCAUCAUCUCAGCGUCUUAUGACAGAACUGUUAAACUGUGGGACAGACACACUAAGAAACAGCUGGGCAUGUUUGUGUGUGGAGGCCCUGUCAAGGUGCUGGAGGUGAACCCAUGUGACCCCAAGAAAUUUGUUUGCGGUGAUACGCAGGGUCAGCUGUACUUCCUGUCUUGGAAAGGUUGAUUGCUUGAACAUCAGUCAAAGGACACACUCACUUGUUGCAUGUCAUUAUUCAUAAAUCUUUUUUUUCAUCAUGUGUAAUGUUGAAUUCUGCACAUUUUCAUUGUAAUUUACACGCAAUGAACAUUUUGCACUAAUGAUACAAUUGCCUUAACACUAGUAAGCUGUUCUUUUUUUUUUUUUUUUUUUUUUACCUUUGGAGAAAUAAAAAAAAAAUCCCCGUUUAUUGAAAUGGCAUGAGUUUGUACUGUUGCCAACACUUGCUAGAUCUACAACUACAAAAUUAAAUUGUAUUGGUUGCAUGUUAGUGUGAAAAAAAAAAAAAAAAAAAAAAAAAAAAAAAAAAAGAAAGUCACACUCAAGAUGUUUGAUCUGGAGACCCCAUAUUGAAAUAAAUGGGGAAAUUAUAAAAUGUAUACUUUUCUUUUUUAAUUGGUCGAAUAAAAUCACUAAAUCAAUGCAGAACACAAAAUACACAAAAUGAAGUGGCAACCCUUCCACUCAUCCACAAUGUGGAACACUUUUGGUUGCACACACACAAAAUGAAUUAGGAAUUUUCCAUAAAAAGUUGUUUUUUUUCCACACCUAUUUUUUUUAUUUUAUUUAAAAUGUAUUUACAUACAUUUAAAAAAAUAUCAUAAAUCCUCCCAAAUGUAGAGUAAAAACAUUGUUUUUGUGUUCUUUUUUUUUUAUUUGACAGUCACUUGAUUAUAUAUUCAGUUACAUUAAGUAAAUUUA